UUGAGUCUCCUGAAUCUCACCUACCACUGUGUUGAAUUCUCAUCCAUCACAAUGAGCAACAAAUUCUUAGGCACCUGGAAACUUGUCUCCAGUGAGAACUUUGAUGAUUACAUGAAAGCUUUGGGUGUGGGAUUAGCCACCAGAAAACUGGGAGAUUUGGCCAAACCAAGAGUGAUCAUCAGCAAAAAAGGGGAUAUUAUAACUGUAAGAACUGAAAGUACCUUUAAAGAUACAGAGAUCUCCUUCAAGCUAGGCCAGGAAUUUGAAGAAACCACAGCUGACAAUAGAAAGGCAAAGAGCGUUGUAACUUUGACAAGAGGCUCGUUGAAUCAAGUACAGAAAUGGAAUGGCAAAGAGACAACAAUAAAGAGAAAGUUGGUGGAUGGAAAAAUGGUAGUGGAAUGUAAGAUGAAGGACGUGGUCUGCACCAGAAUUUAUGAGAAGGUCUGACAAAGUUGUUUCCUCAUUGAAGUGAUAUUUGAUCAUUUGAUGUUGGAAAUCAGCUGUUUCCAUUGGCGAGGCCUGACUACACUGCACUUUGUUUGUUUCCGCUUUUGUCUUAAUAGAUCAGAUAAGCAAAGGCCUAAACGGAGGAUUAAUCUAAAUUUCAGUGUUAUUUAAACAUUUUCAAUUUGUAUGCACGUCAUUACUGUAUUAAAGAUUAAAGUGUGUAUAUUGGUCAGACCUAAAGAAUGGAUAAUGUCAUUUGAUUAUCUGUGAAGUUCUAACUUAUGCUGUAUUUUAAAUAUUUGAAAUGAUAGUAAAAGGAAGUAAUAGCAUAGUAAAAAGAAGUAAGUAUAUUGAUUGGGGUAGCAAACUCAAAUGCCUUCAGGGACCAGGAGAGUAAUGGGUUUAGAGGAUCAGAAGUGAAACAAACUAGAAGAAGGAGCUGUUUUACACUGAGGAGUCUAGCUUCAGCUAAAAAGGGCAGCUGCUACUCCAGCCAAUUUAAAAACUGAGGGUUAAUUUACAGACAGUGAAAUUAACAGAUAUUAAAGAUAGAGCUGUGACAAAUGCAUGCACCCAUAUAAUUCUCAUCCUGAUCAAGAUAUAGUACAUUUCCCUAAUCCCAGAAUGUUUUCUCACACUCCUUCCCAGUCAAUGUCCUGCCGUGUCCCAGCUCCAACAAAAGCAAGUAGUGAUUUAGUUUCUAUCACCGUAGACUAGUUUUGCCUGUUCUCAAACUUCAUAUAAAUUGGAUCAUACAUUAUGUGUUCUUUUCUGUUUGCCUUUUUAAAGUCAGCAUAAUGUUUUUGAAAUUCAUCCAUAUUGUUGCAUGCAACAUUAAUUUGUUCCUUUUUAUUGCUGAGUAGUAUUCCAUUGCAUGAAUAUA
Messenger RNA from Globicephala melas (long-finned pilot whale), 1333 nucleotides. RefSeq names its product myelin P2 protein. Lineage: Eukaryota; Metazoa; Chordata; Mammalia; Artiodactyla; Delphinidae. Gene Ontology annotation, molecular function: fatty acid binding. The record is from RefSeq and is a predicted model, not a curated record. Gene Ontology annotation, biological process: membrane organization; fatty acid transport. Gene Ontology annotation, cellular component: nucleus; myelin sheath; cytosol.